Messenger RNA from Bacidia gigantensis, 2229 nucleotides. RefSeq lists its product as uncharacterized. The record is from RefSeq and is a predicted model, not a curated record. The transcript is spliced from 4 exons. Lineage: Eukaryota; Fungi; Ascomycota; Lecanoromycetes; Lecanorales; Ramalinaceae. Gene Ontology annotation, molecular function: protein binding. Bases 1 to 2229 code for a protein of 742 amino acids.
AUGGAUCCUCUGUCCAUAAUCGCCUCAAGCGUGGCUGUCGCCCACACACUUCAUGUGACACUGCGUGGUAUCCAAGCGACUCGCCGGGCCCUCCCUGAGCUCAUAGCUCUGCAUAACGAAGUGUCUGAUUUACGGCUAGUAUUGCAAGAGCUCGAAGCGAUUCUUGAACAGAGGGAGCAAGCAGCCAACCCUUUACCUCCUAACGCCCACUUGAUACAGGCGAUCAAUUCUUCUAAAGGUAAAUUAGUACAGCUGUCAAACGAAGUCUUGACAUGGGACCUCGGACACCCACUGUUCAGCACAGUUGAUGAUCAAAAGCGAUUCCGUCUUUUGCGAGUUGGACGUAAAGCACAAAGAUACAAAGAGGAGCUGAAGGAAAUCAAAGCAAACUUGACUGCACAUUUAUCGAUUCAUUCCACGUCCACUACCAGCCGCAUUGAAAUCGACCUCCAACAAGUCCUACUCGUUGCAAGGGCGGAGGCGGCCAAAUCUGACCAGAGCCAUGAAACCAUUAAGCAGCAGCUGACUCGGCAUGGAGAGCAACUACAAACACUUGCGAGAAUGACCCAGUCUGAUCAGCAAGACACCAAUACCAGCCAAAGCCAAGCUUCAGCUGUUCGAGGAGAAUACGCACCUGUCAACGAGGUAGUGAGCGCAGACAAAUUCGACACUGAGAAAGUCAAAGCUUUCCAGCACAAUGGGUCCAUACUAUUCGAAUCCAGCCAGCUGACCGCCAUAAGUGCAGUGGGCAUCCGCACCGCCCAAUUUCCCCGAGCAGCUUGCAGUCCAUGGUGCAGCUGCAUCUGUCACCACGAGCGACGCUUCCGAACACCUCAAAUCCUUGAGAACGUCAUCGGGUCUCUCUUCGUGGGCUACUCAGGUCUCCCCAAGUUGACGGAGCCGUGCGACGAACAUGGCUGUCGCCUUCGCGCGCAGCCAACCUCAUCCAUCACCUAUUUUUUCCCACCUUGGUUCUUGGCCCGUGCUUUAUCGCUUGUGCUGUCUUCGACGCCGCUGGCGGGGCCGAUUGCCACGCUGAAGUUCCAGCGCGCCAUUUCUGGGGACGCUGAUGUUUUCAAUUUUGCGAAGUUGGGGGAGGUGGAAAAUAUGAAGCGGUUGUUUGAAGAUGGGCUGGCCUCGCCUCAUGAUGUGCAUUAUGAGUCCGGCUUGGCUAUCAGCCACCGUCAAAUCCACGUCUGCAAAUUCCUGCUCCAAAUGAACGCCAAUCCGUUCCUCGAGGAUCGCACUCAGUGGGCGGCCGCAGACAACGCAUGGGACAAGAUCCUCAGCCGCAGCUUCCCCUCCCCCACCGAAAAAGCCCUGCGAGAGAUGUUCUCCGAGACCGAAUGCAUCUCGCGCCGCGACUUCACCGUCCUGCACAAGAUCAUCCUCCACCUGCUCCCCAACGAUCUUGACGCAGUCCUCGCAGCCUCGACGGCCGAAAUCAACGCCUUCGACUCCAACCAGCGCACCGCCCACUCCCUAGCAGCUGAGCGUGGCGACCUCCCCUCUUUGACUACACUCUUCCGCUACGGCGCGGAUCCUGCCCCCGCUUCUACCUCCGGCAGCACGGCUCUCCAUUUUGCGGCGUGCGCGCUCGAUCCGUGCUGUCUUGCGCCGCUGAUUGAGCAUGGCGCUGUGAUCGACGCGAGGACGAAUUGGGAUCAGACGCCGCUGAUCUAUGCGGCUGCGUAUCGGGAGGAUAAGAGACACGCGGAGAUUCUGCUGCGAAAAGGGGCGGAUGCUGGUGUGAGGGAUCUGGAUGGUAUUAAUGCGCUAGGCUGGACGGCGAUUGUGGGGAAUGUGCCUGUCGCGAAGAUGAUCUUGAGUUCUGGUGGUGGUGCCGAUUUGAUUUUUGCUGCUGAUAAUGGAGGUCAGACGGCUUUGACGAGGUGUGUGAGUGUGAAUCGGUAUGAGAUUUUGGAGGCUGUGAUUGAGAAGUUGAAGGGGGAUGGACUGGAGUUGGUGGGUGAUGAGCAGGUGCUGUUGGCUGCGGCUGAGAGUGCUGAUCUGAGGACUUUGGCCUUGUUACGGGAAUUCGAUUUUGAAGCGUUGGAUGUUACGAGCGUCGUGGAUGGGAAUGGGGAGUGCGUUGAGGGUGUUUUGAAGAGGCGUGCAGAUUUCGAUGAGAGUUUACUGGCGGCUUUUCGUGGUUUGUGGCAGCGGAAUGAUGAACAGGAGCGUGAUGUAUGGCAUGAUGCUUUUGAGCAUUUGGGCUCUGAAGGGUGA